This is a messenger RNA of Striga asiatica, 2926 nucleotides long. The record is from the annotation of a GenBank genome assembly. NCBI's taxonomy places the organism in Eukaryota, Viridiplantae, Streptophyta, Magnoliopsida, Lamiales, Orobanchaceae.
AGACAGCUCUCGCGUAAGUCGAAGAAUUCUCAUCCCGGUGCGGGCCUCUCCUUUUGUCUUCGUUUCGCUUUUCCCGCAACUCACUUUUCUCGACAACCAUCAACCCAAUUUCUUCCUCUCUCUCUAGUUUCCUGUACCGUCGAAGAGGCUUUGAAUUUUGUAGGCAUAUUACUUUGGAAGGUUAAGCUGAUUUGGUCUCCUUCUUCCCUAGAACUGUGAUAUGAAGAAGGCUUUUGAUCAAACUGUUCGCGAUCUUAAGAGAGAGGUCAACAAGAAAGUUCUUAAAGUCCCUUCGAUUGAACAGAAGGUUCUUGAUGCAACUAGCAAUGAGCCUUGGGGUCCUCAUGGGUCACUUCUUGCUGAUAUUGCUAAUGCAACAAGAAAUUAUCACGAGUAUCAGAUGAUCAUGUCGGUUAUCUGGAAACGUAUAAAUGAUACUGGGAAAAAUUGGCGGCAUGUGUACAAGGCACUGACAGUUUUAGAGUACUUGGUAGCCCAUGGGUCAGAGCGCGUCAUAGAUGACAUCAGAGAACACUCAUACCAAAUAUCUGUUAGUUUCCUGUUCUUCUGGAUUCGACCUUAUCCUAAAACACUGUCAGAUUUCCAAUAUAUUGAUUCCAGUGGGAAAGACCAGGGGAACAAUGUUAGAAAGAAAUCUCAAAGUCUUGUAGUGCUGGUUAAUGACAAGGAAAGAAUACAGGAAGUUAGACAGAAGGCUGCUGCUAAUAGGGACAAGUACCGCAGUACACCAGAUGGUGGUAUGUAUCGUCCUGGCUCCAGAGGUUAUGGCGACAGAUAUGAUGAUGACCGAUAUGGAAACAGAGAAGAUGACCGAAACAGCUAUGGGAGGGAAAGAGAAUGGGGUUCCAGAGAUGAUGAUAGGUAUGGUCGGGAAUCAUAUGGCCGAGAUGGGUACAGGGAUGAUGACUACAGAGGAAGAAGUCGGAGCACUGACGGAUAUCAUAAUGGGUCAAGAAGUAGAAGUGCUGAUCAAGAUAGGAGUCGUUCAAAUGAGGAUGAUGACCAGUACUCGUCCAGAGGAAGUGGUGCCAAAGCUGAUGAUCGGUCUCACGAUGGAAGUUCUACUGCCAGGAGUCUGGACCGUAAAUACUCUGGGCAAAGCAUUGGUGUAACCCCUAGUUAUGAAGAUGCUGUUGGUGCUAGCCGUAGUCCUUCUUACAGUGAAAGGGAUGGAGAUUCUUCACUAGCUUAUGCCCCUAAAGCUUCAUCCCCCAAAGGUGCUAGUCCAAGCCACAUAACUAGUGCUGGGACUUCACCUCCUGCACUUGCUUCACCUCCUGCUUCAGUAUCUGCUCCUGCUUCUGCACCUACAGCUGGUUCAGCAUCUGCUCUUGCUCCAACUCAGCCUCCAACUCAAAUUAGCAACCAGGAAACUGAUGGAUUUGAUGAAUUUGAUCCGAGAGGCUCGUUUUCAGCUGCCCCAACUACAUUCAAUGGUGCCGUCUCUGUUAGUUCUGCUGCGGACAUGGACCUACUGGGCUCUUUGUCCGAAUUUGCACUCGUGCCUGUUAUUCAGCCCACCUCGACUCCUGAAGCUAGCUCCUCUUUAGACUUCAAUUCUGGGCCUGGAAACGCAACUGCUGCAUCACCAGAAGCCACAAUUCAUAAUCAGGCUUUUGACGAUCCGUUUGGGGAUGGCCCGUUUAAAGCCAUUCCUUCAGCCUACAGUGUAUCAACUCAACAACAGGUUCAGUCUCAACCACUACCUGAGAAGUCAGCAACUGAAUUUGGGGGCAAUCCUUAUGAAGCAACUUACACGCCGUCAGGCUCUUCUGAUGUGCAGCCUACCCCUGCAAGCACACAGGAGCUUUCUAACUUGAGCCAUGAACUUGAUAUAUUAGCAGAUAUUCUUCCCCCAUCUGCACCUUCAUCCGCAUAUCAACUUCCACCGAAUCAAGCUCCAACACAACCGAACAAUUAUCAAGCACAAAGCAGUGACAUGCCUUCUGGUUUUCCUAAUCAAAUUUGCCAGCCUUCAUCACAAACAGGUUUUCAGACUCAAGGCAUGGCUUUGACAUACCCAGUUCAAGGUGGACAGCCACUACAGAUGAGUUACCAAUCUCAAAGUGGGCCCACACAGCCAAAUCUGGGUUUCUAUCGGGCCUACAACCCACAGCCUUUGUCUACUGCUCCAGUUGGUGGAUAUAUGGCUGCUCCUGUGUCCACUGCUCAGCAAAAAAAAUUUCUGGCCAAGACAAAUCCAUUGGCUGAUAUUGGAGUUGAUUUUGACGCAAUAAACCGAAAGGAGAAGAGGAUGGAGAAGCCGACUGCAGCAGCAGUAACAUCUACAGUAACUAUGGGGAAAGCUAUGGGAUCUGGUUCGGGCAUAGGACGUGCUGGUGCAACUGCCCUCAGGCCUUCAGCAAAUCCAAUGAUGGGAAUGGGAAUGGGAAUAAACAUGCAACAGCCAAUUGGGGCUCCUCCUCGCUCUACCAUGCCUCCACCUUAUAAUCAUAUGGGGACCGGAGGUUAUGGUCAACAGCCAUAUGGUGGUGGCUAUAGAUGAGAAGGCUGCCGGAAAAUGUGGUGUGGUAAUCAACAAGUUGGUCGGAAAAAUGGAUCAAUCCGUAAAGUGUUUUUUUUUUUUUUUUCCUGUUGGCUUUUGACUUACUUGCUGGCUUUGUUGUGUAGAAUGAGCAUGUAUUUGAUGUUUCGGGGCUUUUAUUUACAGUAACCUCUGCCAUUUUUGGGUCACAGUGAGGUCUAUGUGGCCCUUGGUUCUUAUAGCUUUGUUUAAAUGAGUGAAGAAAUCUUGUAUAUUAUGAACACAUUUCAAGGGUAACCUAUUGUAGGCUUACCCUUUUUUGUUAUACAUGAUUGACGCUGUCCAGUGUUGAGGAACGGUACUGUGAAUUCAUUGAAUAAAUAUUAGCAGUUGGAUUUUUUUUAGAUGCCUUUUUCUUUG